Molecule: messenger RNA, 3312 nt
Organism: Talaromyces amestolkiae
Lineage: Eukaryota; Fungi; Ascomycota; Eurotiomycetes; Eurotiales; Trichocomaceae
Exons: 1
Coding region: 1-3312 (1103 amino acids)
Source: RefSeq, a predicted model, not a curated record
AUGGCGGAUCCGACAUUCACGCCGCAACUACAACUACAACCACGACGCUCCUCCUCUCAAACCUCCUCCUCCUCUCACCAAAGCCAAAGGACUAAUGGAAAUAACAAUAAAACUGCAGCCGCCGCCGUUCGCCCAAAACAGACUACGAAACGGCUCUCGGCGGUGUCCAUCGUGUCCUCGAAUGCAGCCACACCCGGGAUCCCCGCUGAUUUGACUUCGUUUCCCUCCCUUUCACCGGAUAGCUCGCCUCGAGAAUUGCGCGGUCAGCCUGAUGUGGACUCGGUAUCGGAACAGCAGCAAGACGAAGAGGAAAGUCGUCGAGAAGUGAAACGAGGUAGACAGGCGGCUCUCGAAAGGCUCACAUCUUCACUAUCACAAGGAUCGGGUCGUCCUGCUUUAUUCGACGACUCAUUCUCGACAUCAGAGGUACCAGGAGCAUUACACCUGGUCGACACUAACCAUAUAGAACAUUUGCUGGAAAAGAACGGUGCGGUGAAAACGGUCAGACAAUUUGCGCGCGAUCUUGCAGUCAGGGAUGCCGAGAUUUCAAAGCUUCGACGGAGGGCUGAUGCUCGAGAACGGGAGCUGAAACGCAUGCUUCGAGAUGUCGGGGUAUCUAGUCAGGAUAUUGAAAGGCGUCUAUAUGACAUGGAGAAUCCCUCGUCGAAGGAUACAUCGCCUGGGGAGUCGGACGGUAUUCAUAAGCUGGUUACGAAGUCUAGUGUUGGAAAUCUUAUGGGCCAGGCCAUGCUAGACCCUGUCGGUGAGUUUGAUUCGGAUGAUACAGAUCUGCAAGCGACUCUCCGACCACAUCGAAACGAUAGCGACGCGAAGUCGGGAUCCUCGAGUAUCGAAUCCGGCACUCAGCGAAAACAGGGGACUGUCCGUAUGCUGCAGGACUAUAUCUUUGGAACCACCAAUGCUAGUCGUAGGACUAGUCGGGGUAGCAGCGUGUUGACAGAUGCCGACGAUAUUGACGAGAUUGCUGGAGCUCCUCGCAUUGCAACGAAUAAUACAGCUUCUGGGCGUCGGAAAGGUUUAGACGAGAGGCUUUUUCAACCUCCUCUGAGCCGUGCAGCUUCUCCGGCAGGAGUAAAGCUUUCAAAAGCUACAGAAACUUCCAGUCUUCAUUCACGCAAAUCGUCAAAAUCUGUUACAUCUUGGACUGUCAAGCUAUUCGCAGGCGGCUCUCAGAACAAAGAUACACCAGGCGGCUCCAGUGGAGAUCGUAGCCGAGCAUCUUCGUUAGGAGAAGAAAAGCUCAAAAAUACUGCAAAAACAUCAAACCUCACUGGGAAGAAUGGACUUUCCGCCGUGGCUGCUUUGAAGCGUAUCAACAGUUAUAGCGGAGUCAAUGGUCUUCCCAACACUUCUACAACUUCUGGCCCUAGUAGGCUAGGUCUUCAACGGCGUACCACCGGAUCGAAUACGCCUCAACCACCCAACGCAGACCGCAGCAACGGCACGGCAGCAACUAAUCUCGGCCCUGUUGAGAUGGAUGCUAUUCUUCCCAUGGAGUCUCGACCACCAGCUUUGAGUGAACUCAACUUCAACUACCAAUCAGGCGGCUUGUUGACGGAUCGCUAUGGCUUCAUAUAUGACCAACGGCGGAAGAAGCGACAAAAGGAAGCUGCGUUGUUGAGAAAAACUGCCAAUAGAAACAGUCUGACCGAAACCAUCAACAGCCACCGCAGCGGGGACCUAGAGGAAAGUUAUGAUGAGGACGAUCACCAGACAGGCCUCGGAUUGACGAUUCCAGAUCAGUCAGACACACCAGUCUCGGCCGAAGAAGCUGAUAACGAGGGUUUAACGGCGAAGCGCUGGCAGGACUAUCUUCGUAUCGCAACACGGCCAACAGAGUUAUUAUCUCAUACUCCUUCAGCCGCACCGAUUAUUGGUGUCUCUACUCCCGAUGAACCUCCUAAAAGAGUGGCAUCUACAGUUGCUCUAGAUAAAGCUGGAGCACCGUCAGUUAGUCCGAGUUCACAGCCUACAGCCUCGACUUCGGCAAUUGUAGCAGACACGCCUGAAUUUGCCAAUAUACCAGCUCGCUCACAGAUGACGACCGCAAUCAGUAUAUCCAACGAACAAGAGCCGGUCAAACUUCUGCUCGAGCAAUUGACAGAGCUGCACGACGUUCUCCAACGCGAAAGAACGACCAGGUGGAAUGAGUUUCUUCGUAAAGUCCGUGCUGAACGCCGCCGAGAAGGUGAAGCAGCUGCAGCGCAGGACCCUGAACGUGCGAACAUGGCACUUAACAUGCCCGAAGCUACUAUGGCUGAUGGCGAAGUUGUUGGCAUUGCCGGUCUAGGCAAUAAAGGCAAGGUUGGGCGGAAUAAGUGGCGAGAAUUCCGGUCAUUAGUGCUCUCUGGAAUUCCUGUCGCCCACCGCCCAAAGAUCUGGGCAGAAUGCAGUGGUGCUUCGGCGAUGCGUAUCCCUGGCUACUAUGACGAUCUCGUGAAUAUGGUUAACGUCGUUGACGUUGAUCCUACUAUCGUCGCUCAGAUCGACAUGGAUAUUUAUCGCACGCUUACUGACAAUGUGUUCUUCCGCAAUGGACCUGGUGUGGCGAAGCUACGAGAUGUCCUUCUAGCUUACUCACGGCGCAACCCUGAGGUUGGAUACUGUCAAGGAAUGAAUCUCAUUGCAGGCUCGCUUCUGCUUACUACACCAACGGCCGAGGAUGCAUUCUGGAUCAUGACCUCGAUGAUUGAGAAUAUCCUACCUCAGCAUUAUUACGACCACGGCCUUUUAGCCUCUAGAGCAGACCAACAAGUUCUACGUCAGUAUAUCACCGAAGUGCUUCCUCGACUUUCAGCCCAUCUGGACGAACUUGGUAUCGAGCUAGAGGCCUUGACGUUUCAAUGGUUCUUGUCUGUGUUCACAGACUGUCUAUCUGCCGAAGCUCUUUAUCGUGUAUGGGAUGUUGUAUUGUGUCUGAAUGUCACAAGCACGACUCGCGAAAGAGCGGGAUCAACGGCUGUUGUCAAUGGCCCGAAGAAAGACCCAGAAGAAGAUGCCGCAGCUGCAAGUGGUGGCGGCAGCACAUUCUUGUUUCAAGUCGCCUUGGCUUUGCUGAAGCUCAACGAGCAGCAACUCUUGACAACCUGCCAGACACCUGCUGCAGUAUAUACAUAUGUCAACCAUCAAAUGACCAACCAUGCAAUCAGCAUUGAUGGCUUGAUCCAAGCGAGCGAGGCUCUAAGGAACGUGGUUCGCAGAGAAGACGUCGUUGCGAGACGAGCUGCCGCCUUGCGAUCGAUGAAGAACGAUGGCCACUCCUACCAAAGCUCCACCCAUUCAGAUGAUUAA